CUUGGAUUUGCCGGUGACGAGGAUCCUGCUCCAGGGACGCCAUGACACAGUUGGGCGCUAGUAGACCCACGAACGAUGCUUCGACGCGGGAAAUCCCUCUCUUUUCUGCUCUGCCUCGGCCUCUCCGUUCGAUUCUCGAUCGAUCCCGAGCUCUGUGUGGACUCUCGACCUCAGUUUCGGUUGGAAUCUAACUCCGGAAGAAGAUAGCGUCCGACGCCGCCGGGAGAUCUAUUUCCGCCGGGAGAUAGUAGUAGGAGUAAUUUUUUUUUUAAAAAAAAAAAUACAACCUCAGGUUUUAAAACGACCCGGAUCAGCGAGUUCAGGGUUUCCUCCUCCUCCAUCCCCGCUGCGACCUCCUCCUCCACCCCCGCUGCGACCAGCAAGGCCGGCCGCCGGCGCCGCCUCCCGCCGCCCCGCCUCGACCUCCUCAACCAAUUCUGCACCAUGGUGGCGGAGGGGGAGGAAAAGGAGAAGAUGGUGAUGUUGCGGAGCGAGGACGGCGUGGACUUCCUGCUGUCAGAGGCAGAGGCCGAGGCCCAUUGCGGCAGGAAAAUCAAAAUAAUGAUGAAGUACGACUCCGAGGACCACAUCAUCCCUUCCGACGACGGCGGCGGCGAAAUCAACUACUGCCUCAUCCGCCUCCCCGUCCGAGGCGACACACUCUCCAAGGUGAUAGACUACUCCAAGAUGCACGCCUCCGGAUCCCACGACUUGACCCACUGGGAUGCGGAGUUCAUCGCUGGUUUCAACCACGAGGCCCUCUUCCAUCUCAUCCUGGUGAGUACGUACAUACAUACUUUCCCAAAAAAAAGAUCUAAGAAAAGUUAUACCUCAAUCAAUUGAUAGAACCGGCUUGGGUAUAAUUUGUCUAAAUUAAAUCCAUGGUUUAAUAAUGAACUGUGUUGUUUAACCAUAAUAACAAAUCAAUUCCUAUCAAAUUUCCUAGAACGAAAUUCCUAUAGGAUACAACAUGCAUACAUACAUACAUACAUACAUACGCAGUGUACACAUUAUAUAUGAACAAACAAAUUCAUUAACUUAGGUAUGCCUCAAUUUUCUAUUAUUAGUUGAUAUUAUAUCAAUUGAAUAUCUUUUCUGUUUUACGAGAUUUUUGCUAAAGUUGGAUUUACACCUAAUUCACAUUGAGCUUAUUCGUGAGAAUUCUAAACUUUUAACUCGAGAAUAGUAGAGAGGAACGUAUGUCACCACAAACAAAAAUUAAAAGUGUUGGAUUUCAAUCUGGUGUUAAAGAUUUCGAUUUGCUACA
Triticum aestivum (bread wheat) is the source of this 1267-nucleotide messenger RNA. Its product is annotated as SKP1-like protein 18. Bases 445 to 843 code for a protein of 132 amino acids. NCBI's taxonomy places the organism in Eukaryota, Viridiplantae, Streptophyta, Magnoliopsida, Poales, Poaceae. The transcript has a single exon. The record is from RefSeq and is a predicted model, not a curated record. Gene Ontology annotation, biological process: ubiquitin-dependent protein catabolic process.